AUGGUCUCUAAAACUUCAAAGACUCCUCAACCAAAGUUGAAACAAGAGUCCACAGACACGACCAAAGAUUCAGUCGCUCUGGGCAAUAAUGCGGAAUCCUUCCACCCAGACAACAUAACACUACCUACAUUCCGCAAUCUCCUAAGCUACUACCCUAAAACGGUCGAACAAGUCCACCGAAACAAGCUCAUACUAAAGCUCCAAUCCAAGCCAAAGAAAGGCGCAAAAGGCAAAACGGAUAAAAAGGCCAACAUAACGCUUCUACAGCACACGGAGCUUGAUCCGUCCCAGGAAGCAUAUAUUGACGCCGAGGUCGAGAAAUUCGUUAAACUCGAUCAGUGGCGAUAUGAGGACAUGCCCGGGAUCAUUGCGGAGCGAAAGGUUUCGAAUGAGGAGGUGGUGAACAAGGAAGAUCUGAUUACCGUCAUGGAGUGGAAGACAACGCACGGUACACCCAGACCAAUGCUCAUGGGCAUGAUAAAAUCCAACCAAAGCAACCUCGUCUCGAAAUGCACGUCGAGUGCUAUAUCGGCUCUACCAACUGCACACCCAAUCCUUGAUGCGGAGAAUGCAUUUCCCAAAACCAGUAUGGAUGCACUAAAUCCACUCCGCGGUGUUGGUGUAGCAACCGCCUCACUUGUCCUGUCUAUCGCGACAGGGCGAAACGAGUAUGCGCAGCAGAUACCCUUUUACAGCGACGAUAUGUUCCUCUGGCUCGUUGUUAAGGAUUAUCCCAGCACGAAGUUGAGCACGAAGCCGAAAGUUGAUUCGAAAUUCAUGCGUCCGAAUGGGGAGUUGAAUGUUAGGUAUACUUUGAAUGAAUAUCGGGAGUUAUGGGAUGCGUGUGCGGAGUUGCGGAUGCGGCUUAACAAGGAAGUCGAUAGAGAUGAAGGAUAUGUGUCUCCAAAUGAUAUUGAGAAGGUUGCGUAUGUUUUGCGCAAUAUUGAUGUGUCGGGGUUUUUUGCUCAGGAUCCUGGUGCUGUUGCUGAUUUGCAGAAGGGGGUGGAGGGAGAGACUGCUCAGAAACGGAAACGGGAGGAUACGGAUACCUCUGAGUUGAAAGUUGUGAGGGCGACUAGGAGUAAGAGGAAGGCUGAGUGA
Penicillium longicatenatum is the source of this 1101-nucleotide messenger RNA. RefSeq lists its product as uncharacterized. Lineage: Eukaryota; Fungi; Ascomycota; Eurotiomycetes; Eurotiales; Aspergillaceae. Bases 1 to 1101 code for a protein of 366 amino acids. The record is from RefSeq and is a predicted model, not a curated record. The transcript has 2 exons.